AUGUGAUGUUGUCAAAACACCCAGACGAUAUAUUUUUUUAAAUCCUGUUGUCCUACGUGGCUAUAAAUUCGUUGAAGAUUCUGCAUCUUCACAAAAAUAUUGAUUUGUUCUCAUAUUCGUCUGGCGGCGCUUUUACAUUGAGGUUAGUUUUCAGUUUAGCCGUGCACAACAAAGCUGACGUCACCAAUUAAAUAUAUUUAUGCAAUUCCAAAAAAAUGAGAAUCCAGCAAGAGGACACUCCGCCGUCUUCAAUAAACGGCGACGAAAUUACCGGCAUGGAGGACGAAGGCGUCAUAUAUCUCGAAGAAAUGGAGGAGAUACCGUUUGACGAAGACAUGGAAGAUAUAGACGACCAGGAGGAAGAGGACGCUGAGAUGGAACCUCCUGAAGACCACUCUAAACUGGUAUUCAGUAAGCAUGUCGGCUCAGUCUUUUGCUGCGAUUUGCAUCCAAAUGGAGUACUUGCUGUCACUGGUGGAGAAGACGACAAAGCAUAUGUUUGGUCUGUAGAAUCAGGUCAGGUUGUGAUGGACUGUGUUGGCCAUAAGGAUUCUGUUGUUUUUGUUGGAUUCAGCUUUGAUGGAGCUUAUGUAGCCACCGCAGACAUGUGUGGUCUAAUCAAAGUGUGGAAAUGUAAUUUGGAAGGAAACCAACAAGAACCUUGGCCUGUAGCAUUUGAACUAGAAAUUGAUGACUUGACUUGGGGUCAAUGGCAUUUUGGAGCCAGAGUACUUAUAUGUGGGACAGUUAAUGGAGACAUUUAUGUGCUCAAGAUACCUUCGGGGGACACUAAAGUUUUACAAGGUCAUAAUUUGAGAGUUGAAUGUGCUAAGCUAUUCCAGGAUGGUGUACGUCUUGCAGCAGGGUAUGAAGAUGGUACAUUAAAAAUUUGGGAUUUAAAGACAAGUUCUGUCUUGCACACUGUACCAGCAAAUGUCCACCAAAUCAGGAUCACCGACAUCGACACACACCCUGAGAAUAACCUCAUGGCUUCUAUCUCUACAGAUGGUAAAGUGAUUCUGACAACAUCAACCAACGGAAAAGUUGUAGUACAAAUGAACACAGAAGUGGAACUAGAAACUGUAGCUUUUUCAAAAGAUCCUCAAAUGGGUUAUCUUGCAAUAGGUACUCUAAUUGGUGCAGUAAGUAUCUGGGAUCCAACUACACAAAUAAUACGACAUGAAUGCGCUAAAUCAGACGACGAUACUGCUGCCGGAGUCAUUAAGAUGUUUUGGGUUAAAAACCACCUCGUCACCGGAUGUCUUGAUGGCUCUAUACGCGUCUACGAGGGCAGGUCGGGACAGGGCGUACUCACACUCACGGGACACACUUCAGAAAUACUAGACAUAUGCUACAAUGAAAAACAAAGCCUAAUACUAACCACCUCAGAUGAUGGUACUGCUAGAAUAUUUAAAUACGAAGUAAAUACAGAAAAAGAUUAAUUUUUUACACUGGUUUUAUUGUAAACCCUGUGAGCUUAUAAAAUCUAUUUAUUCAAC
Hyposmocoma kahamanoa is the source of this 1499-nucleotide messenger RNA. RefSeq names its product angio-associated migratory cell protein. Bases 216 to 1442 code for a protein of 408 amino acids. Gene Ontology annotation, molecular function: protein binding. The record is from RefSeq and is a predicted model, not a curated record. NCBI's taxonomy places the organism in Eukaryota, Metazoa, Arthropoda, Insecta, Lepidoptera, Cosmopterigidae. The transcript is spliced from 4 exons.